This is a messenger RNA of Diaporthe amygdali, 651 nucleotides long. RefSeq lists its product as uncharacterized. Bases 1 to 651 code for a protein of 216 amino acids. The transcript has 2 exons. The record is from RefSeq and is a predicted model, not a curated record. Lineage: Eukaryota; Fungi; Ascomycota; Sordariomycetes; Diaporthales; Diaporthaceae.
AUGAAUACUACUCGAGCAGGCAGACUCGGAGGGAAUGGAAUAAAGGUAUUCCAAUUGGCUGGCUCGCUCGACGCUGUGGUAGCCGUGGUGGGAAUGCUUCCAGGACCACCUACAGUUGAGGAACCCAGUCAAGAGUCGUGGGAUCUAAAGCAAGAUAUGGCGGACGAGCAUACCAAGCGUAUUGGAUUCUCAGAUUGUAGUAUCAGAUGCGAUCAUGCCCCGCUUCCGUCACUAUUUCCAAACUUAAACUGGACUUUCGCCAAGGGCGAGUCCAGUUUUGACCAACGAAGAGCAGAGUUUGGCCAUACUUCGGAGACCCUCUCUCCCGCUCCCGAAUCUGAACCUAGGGCGGAAUAUGAAUCCACCCUCGAAAGACUAGGAGUCAUGGUGAACAAGGCUAAGCUGAAUGGGCUUUCCGAUCUUCGCAUAGUCGUCUCAGCCACGGAUCCGGUCAUGCUGCCUUCCAGAUUCUCUGACCAGCAAAUCACCCAGCAACAAGUGCUGAUCAAUCGGUGCCUAGAGAUCUCUUAUGAGCUUGGUGGGCAUGUAGAAGUCAGGUUGCGAAACGUAGGGACUUUGCGGCAAUUUGUUGUUUCCAGAGACAGCCCAGCAAAAGUCGGCAUCAGCGACCACACCAUACCCUCUUGGUAA